Engraulis encrasicolus (European anchovy) is the source of this 3428-nucleotide messenger RNA. It is a transcript of the gene znf384a, whose product is annotated as zinc finger protein 384 a. The record is from RefSeq and is a predicted model, not a curated record. The transcript is spliced from 13 exons. Gene Ontology annotation, molecular function: DNA-binding transcription factor activity; RNA polymerase II cis-regulatory region sequence-specific DNA binding. Lineage: Eukaryota; Metazoa; Chordata; Actinopteri; Clupeiformes; Engraulidae. Gene Ontology annotation, biological process: regulation of transcription by RNA polymerase II. Bases 281 to 2113 code for a protein of 610 amino acids.
AACAUUGAUUGAACGUUUUGAAUGUACACUGUGCAGUUGUUCUUCAAGACCUCACAUGACGGAAGUGCUGAAAAAGAACCAUUUUGGUGAUCUGACCUCAUUCACCGGAAGUGUCGAGAAACAGACUCGGGCUGCCCCACAAGAGGGAAAAAAAUUGAAAAAAAAAUUGAGGGAAAAAAAUCGGCGAAUCUGAGGGUUCGGGCGGAUUUGGACGAAGUUUCCGAACUGUCCCGGCCCGAGGGAGACCCAGGGUUAAGAGAGAGUCACCAGCACCGAAAUAAUGGAAGAUUCCCAUUUCAACUCAUCAUACUUUUGGUCUCCCGUUCCCACAGUGCAAGGACAGAUUGAGAACGCCAUGUUCCUGAACAAGAUGAAGGAGCAGCUGGGUCAGGAGAAGGUGGCGGCGGCUGCGGCGGCCUCCUUCCCCCACGCCUCGUCCGCCCACUACCCCGCUGCCGUGCUCACCGUGCCCGGCUCCGUGGCCAUGGACGCCGGGGCUGCCCUGGGCCGGGGCCCCAAGCAGGAAGGAGGAGGUGGUGGGGGAGGUGGAGGAGGAGGAGGAGGAGGGAGCUCUCAGAUGGGAGCACACCUGCACCCGCCCCACACCUCCCAGAACAUCACCGUGGUGCCCGUGCCCUCCACCGGCAUCAUGACGGCAGCGGGGCUAGUGAUCACCACUCCCCAAGGUACGCUGCUCUCCCCUGCUGCCUCCUCCCAAUCUUUUGUUUCGGGAUCCCCCGUCACUACCAUGAUAGUGUCCACACUACACCCCUCAAACGCAGACGCCAGCCGGCCUCCCUCCCUCUACCUCCACAGCCAGUACAAGAAAGAGAAUGGCAGCAUCCCCCCGGCCGUCGUCAUGCCGACACCCUCCAAGCGGGGGCGUAAGAAGAAGUCCAUGCUGCCUCGCGAGGGUCCGGUGACGGCCCACGCCCUGCCCACAGGAAGCGAUGCGCUGAUCCUCGCCCACCUCGCAGCCGGGGGCCAGCACCACGCAGCGGACCCCUAUGACCUCUCGAAUGACGAAGACGAUCAUACUAACAAAGACGGGAACAAAUCCUACAGGUGUCGGAUGUGUGCGGUGACCUUCUUCAGCAAGUCGGACAUGCAGAUCCACGCCAAGUCUCACACCGAGGCCAAGCCCCACAAGUGCCCCCACUGCUCCAAAUCCUUCGCCAACUCCAGCUACCUGGCGCAGCACAUCCGCAUCCACACAGGGGCCAAGCCCUACACCUGCUCUUACUGCCAGAAGACCUUCCGGCAGCUCAGUCACUUACAGCAGCACACACGAAACCACACCGAGAGCAAGCCCCACAAGUGCCCCCACUGCACCAAAUCCUUCGCCAACUCCAGCUACCUGGCGCAGCACAUCCGCAUCCACACAGGGGCCAAGCCCUACACCUGCAACUACUGCCAGAACUCGUUCAGGCAGCUCAGUCACUUACAGCAGCACCACAGGAUCCACACAGGUGACCGGCCGUACAAGUGUGUCCACCCGGGCUGUGAGAAGGCCUUCACUCAACUCUCCAACCUGCAGUCGCACCGUCGGCAGCACAACAAGGACAAGCCCUUCAAGUGCCACAACUGCAACCGCGGCUACACGGACGCGGCCAGCCUGGAGGUGCACCUGUCCACGCACACCGUCAAGCACGCCAAGCUCUACUCCUGCGGCCUCUGCAAUCGUGCAUACACCUCGGAGACCUACCUGAUGAAGCACAUGCGUAAACACAACCCUGACCCCCUGACGGUAGCGGCUGCGGUGGCGGCGCAGCAGGCGGGGGGCCAGAUGCCCGGCACUGGGAGGGGUCGAGGGCGCGGACGAGGGGGGGGUGGUCCAGGAGGAGGAGGAGGCAGUGGAGGCCAGCCACCCAACGCGGCCAACUCCAACCCCCCCAGCGGCUACCCAGCGGCACCACCGGGCGCCGGGGGAGGGGGCGGAGGAGGGGAGGGUGUGCCGCCGCCGUGCCCCUUCGACCUGCACCAGUACAAGACGGUGUCGGCCGGCGAGAUCCAGUACAAGCCGGUCAGCGUGGCCGAGCUGUCCGCCGCACACAAGGACCUCUGCCUGACCGUGUCCACCUCCGCCAUCCAGGUGGAGCACAUGAACUCCUAAAAUAGACUGGGGGAGGGGAAGGGAGGGGUGGGGGAACCGAGGGAGGGAAGGAGGGAUGGGAGGAGGAGUAGAACGAUGUAUGGAUGUAUUUGGCUGGAAAGACUGUAAAAAAUGAGAGGUGGAGGGGGAAAAUUACAAACUACACUGCCUUGUGCUGAAUGGAGAGCAGACUGGACCGGAGCCCAAAAGAUAUAUAUGUGGACAGAUCAUGCUGGGGAGGAGGAGGAGGAUGGCCAGAAGAGAGAGCAGAGGAAGAGGAGCGGGCACAGAGCAACAAAGCUAGCUGCGAGGGUGGGGUUGGGGACCAGGGUGGGGAGGGGUAGGUGGGAUUGGGAGACGACGCUGGUGGCACUUACAGAACUUUUUCAUUAUCCAUUUUUUUGUUUGUUUCCUUUUUCCUGUUUCUCGUCACCUUUAUUAUUAUUGUUAAGUCAUUUAUCUAUCAUAUGUGUGUAUUUUUCUAUGGUCUGACGUGUGGAAGAGAAUGAGCAAUGCCUUUGUGUGUACGAAUGUGCGUUUGUGUGUGUGUGUGUGAGAGUGUGUAUGUGCUUCUGAGACGGACGUUCAGCAAAGAGUAUGGAACAUGGAGAGAGCAAUGGCUGUGUGGUGGAAUGUAUGGCAACAUCCGGACAGAGCAUUACUAUAUCUUCUUUUUUUCAAAGAAAGAAAGAAAAAAAGUGGCUUAUCAUUUCAUUGUUCUUCCCAACGUGACAAAGUCGCAAGGGUCGAAGCGGAAAAGGACAGAGAGGUUAUUAUAUGCUAACGGUGGUUUUUUGCCGCAAGGUACUAUUUACUAGUUUAUUUUUUACUUUUUAAUACCAACUUAUUACGUUACAUCAUUAUUGUUAUGCAAGUAACAUCAUUUAUCCUUUUCAGUUCGCCAUUACUGUAACCUUGUACAUAUACCGCAUAGAAACGACAUUUAAAAAAAAGUUUUGUUUUCUUUCACUCAAAAAGGGAAGGACUGUCUUUCUGCCUCUGUAUAACAGACCGUCGAAAAAAGAAGAAAAAAAAAGUUAACGAAACAAGAAAAUGACAUUAGUAAUAAUAACCAAAUACAGAACCGCAUUUCUCUCCCCAGCCAAUCAGAUACCUCCUCACUGCCCGAUUGUCGAGCGAGCAUAGCACUGAUUGGUUGGUUUUCUUCAUGUAUAAUCCUUGUUGUAAUUUCAUUAUGUGUCUUUUGGAAUAACACAGUUCUCAAUAUUCUUCUUAUUAAUGUUAUUACUGUUGCUCUACUAUGACUAUUAACGACUCCUCUGCUGAAUUUGCUGUAUAGACCACACACAUCAUUAAAAAGGAAAUGGAAAAACAA